Messenger RNA from Tuber melanosporum (Perigord truffle), 389 nucleotides. RefSeq lists its product as uncharacterized. The transcript has a single exon. Bases 50 to 376 code for a protein of 108 amino acids. NCBI's taxonomy places the organism in Eukaryota, Fungi, Ascomycota, Pezizomycetes, Pezizales, Tuberaceae. The record is from RefSeq and is a predicted model, not a curated record.
UGUGUCGAGCAAUGGAGUCAGUUCUUUCACCUACCGGUACCUCCAAAACAUGACUUUGAUUCCAUUCAUAUCAUACCAGGAAAAUUCCACGGCUAAGAGAGGAGCAUGUCUAAUUUCCCGUGAAGAGUUGCCAUAUGUGUGUGAUAUGAUUGCUCUCAUAAGGGCGCAUGGGUAUCUUGCGCCACCGGCACAGUCAUUAAAACAGUUGGAGCAAUCAUGCCUUUUUUACGGGCCCGCUGGGGGCCAUUCCAAACGGGGUGUCGAUUCUCGACGCGGAGACACGAGUAUGGACGGUACUUUGCUUUACUUAGUACGAGUACUUGCCUAUCUGUUUGCUCACCUCGCCUGCCUCUUUUCUUUUGUCUUUUUGGUAUAAAAUAUUACAACUA